Molecule: messenger RNA, 2868 nt
Organism: Caenorhabditis bovis
Lineage: Eukaryota; Metazoa; Nematoda; Chromadorea; Rhabditida; Rhabditidae
Source: the annotation of a GenBank genome assembly
AUGUCUCUCAGUCAUAUUCAUGAUGGAAUUACAGAAGACGAAAGUAUCGCGUCGACAUCAAAACAAAAUGCAAGUUCAUUGAAUUCCGAUGCAAGACAUGCCUAUUCGCAAGUUUUGGGAAAAAUCUACAAUGAGCUUGCCCGUUGCUUGCGAUCUGAAAAAGACGUUGAAGAGGAUGAAUAUCGGAUUCUAUCGCUUCAAAAUAUUGGAAUUAUUUCCGAUUCGUUUCAAUUUUUUGUCCUCACCGCUCUCUUGCCCUAUUUCGAAAAUGGGGUUGGUAUUGGCGCAUCGAAUCGAUCGAGUUUUGUCAGGUCAUGGAAACUAUUUGAUGGAAAUAUUAAAGAGCAAAGAGACAGGCUUAGCUUUGCUGUUAACGUUAUCUGCGAGCUAUUCGGGUCGAAUGAAGCAUUGAGAGUUCAGCUUCUUAAAAAGUUUGUCGAUGAUAUUCUAUGCGUCAAAUUUCAAUUGGAAUCUCUUGGAGUUUCAACAUUUCAUGAAAAUCUUGAUGUUAUUUUAAAAGACUGCUCAAAAGAUUUGUUGAUUUCGGCUCUAAUGGGGUUAUGUAGGCCAAAAAUUGGCAAAAUUGUGCCCCCAAUAUGGCUACAGAAAUCUUGUGGAGCUAUGUUGUCGUCAAUUUUGGUAGAGAUCAACGGUUUAUCGUAUUUUGUUGCAUAUUAUGCAGAUGUUGGUGGGAGCAAUUGGACAGACAAUGUUCCGGUGCGCACAUCAUUUGCCAGACAAAUUACAAGGGUCCCUCAAAGCGCUUCCUCGUCUUUAGCAUACCAUUCUACUAUUUAUAGACAAUUUAAGCAAAUUCUUGCUCAACAGGAUCCCGACGACCCGGAAUCGAAGAAAAUUGCAAAAUUGUUAGCGAGUUUUGUCGGCGAAAUGGGCGAAAAAUACAAAAGAAACGCGAAUCUCGUUGUUUUCGAUGAUUUGCUUCGAUUUUGGGAAAUUUUGAAUGAGAAAAGGAACGAGUUGACUUCGAGAAUCGAGCAAAUUGAUUUGCCGGACAACUUCGAAACAUCUCUCAAUAUUCUCUUUAUGCUUAGCGAACUCGAUGAGACGAAUGUUAUGAUUAGUCCAAGGUUUCUGAACCUUACCGCCACUUUUCUUGAUAUUUACGAUGAGUCGGAAGAUAUGGAUGAAGGAAUUAUGAAAAAAUUGCAAAAAAUUCUGAAAUUUUCACUAAAAAAUGUAUCAAAUAAGGGAUCGCUCAUCUAUUGCUAUAUUAUGAAUCCAAGCAGACAUGUUCGAAUUCUCAAACCAAUUAAAUCGAAGUUGAUUGAAGAAAUUGGCGAGGAAAAAAAGUCAAGAAAAACGGAAGAUGUUAAAUUAGUCGUCGAAGGAAUCGAAGAAGCCGAUCUCGGAGUGGCUAGAAGACUCGAAUCAGCAUCCAUGAUAAUUCAAAAGUAUUUUUUCGACGAAUCGUGUAAAAUAUUUUUGGAAAUUCUCGCGGAAGGUGUAAAUGACUGGUUUUCACUAAGUUUAUCAAAAGAAUCCGAUCAAUAUUCUCCUCGAUUUGUUGAUGAUUUGAACAAUAAAGAUCGCUCGCGAAACGAUGCUCAUGCUCAUUUAGUUGUUGGUUUCUGUUUCGAGCAGAUUGUCGAAAUCAUGUCUGGAGGAAAAGGUUUCGAGAAUAGCAGCGAUCAAUUGGUACUUCUUCUACGCAUUGUACAGACGAUUCUCAUUAGAACCGCUGAAAAGUUUGAAAACUUCAAAAUAAAAUCUGAAAAAUUCGAUCUUUUUAAAGUCUCUCAUGAGGAUUUAUCAGCGAUUGAGAUUAUGACUGAAACUUGCAAAAUGUGUAUCGGACUCAUUGGAGGAGUGCUGUUUGCAGCCAACAUGUAUCCAAAUUUGAUGGAAGAACUUGAAAAAACGCUGAAAUGCGUUGAAACAUUCACGAAAUCUUCGCAGAAAUGUUGCGAAUUCGACGAAUUUGGAGAAGACUUGGCGAAAGUUGUGAAAGAUGCGCGCGAUUUGUUGGAUAUCAUGAACUAUGAUGUCAAAGAAGAACCCGAGAAGGCUAAUAUUCAAUCGAAACCGUCAACGAGCAAAGGCACAACUGAUGAAAUUGGCGAAAUUUUGCGAUGUCUUCGCGAUGAAUAUGAAGAAUCGGCCAUGAAAGGCGCAACCUUAAUUCAGAUUUCUCGGAUUUUCCGGUCAAAUCAAUCAGAAAAGGCCAAAAAGUUGCUCGAACAUGAAAUUUUCUCCAUCGUUUCAGAUCUCAUUAUGGAUCGCGAUUCGUAUGUCUAUUUGGCAGCCAUCAAUUGUCUAUGCGAAAUUGCUUGCUAUGAUAGGAAAUACCUUCAAGAAAUUAUCAAUUUGUAUUUUGCAAUGAAUCAGAAAGAAAAAACAUGCGAAGACGACACGAUUCGUCGCGGAAGAAUGGGAGAAGCGCUCGGAAAAGUGUUUCGAAUUUUCGGAGAAGUUUCGAUUCUGUAUUUGGACGAAAUCGCGAGAAUGUUCACACAAACCAUGAGAGAAGACGAAGAAAUCAUUCGUGCGAGUUGUUGCUGUGCUCUGGGUGAUAUAAUUGUGGCGUGUCGAGGGCGCGGAAUCGAAAAGUAUCUCGACGAAAUGCUGUACACUCUGGAGACUGUCAUUUUGGCUGACAAAUCGUGUUUGGUGAGGAGAGCUGCUGUGGAUUUGGUCCGCCAAUGCAUUCGAUCGUGCUCUACUGAUGUUCUACAGAUAAUGGGCGGUCGAUUGCGUGAUAUUCGCCGAAAAGUGACUACUCUUUGGAAAUACGAUCGAGACGAAGUUGUUCGUCUUCAUGCUCAAUUGUGCAUCGAGGAAUUGAAUGCAGCAAUUAUUGAUAUAUUCGAAGAAGAAUCGUCCCAUUAUUGUAGACAAAUCAAAAUUUAG